AUGGACCCAUACCGUAAUUCCACGAUAAACGCAAUCCGCAAGACCAUCAUCGCAGUGUCAGGGACCAACGCCUGUCUACUCGCCUUGAACUUCUUUCUCAGCAUCACGUUUGUCUCUCCCCUGUCCCCACCAUUACCUUCAUUCACGCAACUCUAUGAACACUACUUCCUCCCUGUUCCCCAAAUUGUCCUAAACCUCUGCCUCUUUGGGGCAAGCCUUUUCUGCUACAAAGCGCCGCGUACAUGCACGUCUCUCCGAUGGCACUACUACCGCUUGAUCGGCAGCAUGCUUUUCGCUGGGACCAUACUCUUCUUCACUAUCCUUGGACUUGUCAGGAUUAUAGAGUACAUCCCCAGUCCUAGAGAGCAUCUGCGUGCAUGCGACGCGCUUGAUGAAAUAGGAAGGAUCAACAACCAUCCCUGUGGUAUCCACGUCUUUGUCGCUGUCUUUGAACUGUUUGUGGUCUUCCUGGUCCUCCUGGAAGGCGUGUGGACGUUUAGAAGGGCUCUGACAGAACAAAGAAUUGUUGAAGCAGAGGCGAAACGAAAGCGUGAGCAAAGGAUGCUUACCCUAGCAAGGCUGAUUAGCCAAGAGCCUGGAAGGCUGGAAGCAGCAGCCAGAGGUCAAUCACGGCCUGUUCAGAUGUUGGACCGAUCUAGUCGCAGUCGACGAUUUCGACGACUUUAUUCGUCCCAUGAUUUGUACCUUCAUGAAAGGCACAUUCCUCGGCAGCGAACAGGGCUGGAGCACACCUUGGCUUUACAGAUCCUGGUCGAGCAAGCUCCUUCGGCUGAAAGAGAGCGAAUGCUGAACCGACGUUUCAUCCGAUUAACUACUAUCAGAGAAGCGGAGGAGGAGGAGGAGGAGGAUCAAGAGGAGGAGGAUCGGGAGAUCGAAGAGCCGCCGCCAGCGUAUGCGAGGUCUGCGUCGCCAUGUCGACGACUGAGUGAGUCUACGGUUCGUAUACUUCUGGGAGCAGGAACAGAGCGUGGGCGGGAAUUGGCACCGCCUGUAGACAUCGCAGGCGAAGAUACACUAUCGCGACCACCAACCUACACGCUCUGA
Molecule: messenger RNA, 1065 nt
Organism: Gamsiella multidivaricata
Lineage: Eukaryota; Fungi; Mortierellomycota; Mortierellomycetes; Mortierellales; Mortierellaceae
Exons: 1
Coding region: 1-1065 (354 amino acids)
Source: RefSeq, a predicted model, not a curated record